AUGCCUCUUGUUGAUUAUGACGAUUCUGGUACUGACUCUUCUGCAAGUGAGAAAGAUGAUGAGUACUCACUAAUUAAGGAUAAAAUUAUUGGCGGAGAAAUGACAUUGGAUCUCGCUGUAGGGUCUUCUGAUGAAUCAUCAGCGGAUGAGGCGCCUGUAAAAAUUACCAGGACAUCCGCUAGCGGCAUUCUCUCUAAUCCUUUCGUGGAAUCUGUAGAAUCAAGUGAAUUUCUUGUAUUUGAGACACCAUAUCACAAGGAAACGACUGAAAAACGUACUUUACUUGAGCGGCACGUUCAAUUGACUGAUAUGGAAAAAGCAAGAUAG
Molecule: messenger RNA, 327 nt
Organism: Protopolystoma xenopodis
Lineage: Eukaryota; Metazoa; Platyhelminthes; Monogenea; Polystomatidea; Polystomatidae
Source: the annotation of a GenBank genome assembly